AUGUCACCUCCCAAGCAAGUAGUCAUAGUCGGUGGCUCCAUUGCGGGCUUGCUACAAGGCCUUCAACUCAAGCGUCUAGGCAGUGAAGUCGUCAUGCUGGAGCAAGACCCAAGCAAGGAACGGCAUAACCACGAAUCUGGAAUAACUAUUGGCCCGAGCGUUGUCGCCCUGCUGGACAAAUAUGAUGCUGCCGGUCGACCAGUAGCCAUCCCAGGAGACUUCUUAAGUGCUUCCUGGCGAAAGCACCUUUGGGUGAUCAAUAGGCCGUGGCAUUCAGAGAUGAGCAACUGGGGCUGCCUCUACAACGUACUUCGCGCCAACUUUGACGGCAUGGUCUCAGCAGCGGUGCCGGUUGCGCCCGCUCCGAGAAAGGGUGAUGGCAAGGUCGAGUAUCGCUCCGGCCAGCGGGUGAGGGGCAUAUUCGAUGACGCGGACAAGCGCAGAGUCACCGUGGAGUUCACAGACGUGACCACCGGUGUGAAGGGGAAGCUGACCGCAGACCUCGUUCUUGGCGCGGACGGCGCACACUCCACCGUCCGAAGUCUGAUGGGUGCCAGGGAAGGGAGGGACUACGCUGGGUACAUUGCCUGGCGAGGAACUGUCCCGGAGCGCCUGCUGUCAAAGGAGGCUGCUGAGUUCUUCUCCAACCGGCUGAACUUCUGUCUGCUCAGAGGGACUUAUCUUAUAAGCUACCGCAUACCUACUGAGGAAGGCAAUCUGGAGCCAGGCAAGCGUCUCAUCAACUGGGUCUGGUACUUCAAGGUACAAGAUAACACACCCGACAUGGCCAAGAUCUUCACCGAUGUGAAUGGUGUAGUCCAUCACAACACGGUACCCCAGGGCCUAGUAAGUCCCAAGAUCUGGGCCGAUCAGAAGGCGCGAUACUUUGAUCAGUUCAUUGAACCUCUCGCCGAGGUUGUGUCCAAGACGCAGACACCGUUCGUCACCAAAGUAGGAGAUGCUGAGUGCCGUGCGGCUAGCUUUUACGACGGCCGAGUCAUCCUAGUAGGGGACGCCUUCGCCGCCCACAGCUCGCACAUGGGCAUGGCUUCCGAGCAGGCCGCAAGACACUGCUGGCAAAUGGACAGAGUAUGGCGUGGAGACAUCACACAGGAGCAGCGCGACCGGGAAGCGACGUUUUAUGCCAAGAGAUACUUGUUGAUUAACAGAAUGAUUGGUCUGGGCGGCAUGGAAUGGUUCCUCACGUUGCUUUGGACAGUCUUCGCUUAUGCGUGGCUCAUGUUCCUGCACCAAAUAGGUCGUGUCUAA
This is a messenger RNA of Diaporthe citri, 1269 nucleotides long. RefSeq lists its product as uncharacterized. The transcript has 3 exons. The coding region runs from base 1 to 1269 and encodes 422 amino acids. Gene Ontology annotation, molecular function: FAD binding. NCBI's taxonomy places the organism in Eukaryota, Fungi, Ascomycota, Sordariomycetes, Diaporthales, Diaporthaceae. The record is from RefSeq and is a predicted model, not a curated record.